This is a messenger RNA of Haliotis rubra (blacklip abalone), 1646 nucleotides long. RefSeq names its product cell adhesion molecule 4-like. The coding region runs from base 18 to 1400 and encodes 460 amino acids. The record is from RefSeq and is a predicted model, not a curated record. NCBI's taxonomy places the organism in Eukaryota, Metazoa, Mollusca, Gastropoda, Lepetellida, Haliotidae. The transcript has 8 exons.
UUAACCAGCUGCUGACUAUGUUUCUGUUUUACACUGUGACCGGGUUAUUUCAUGUGUGUGGUCUUGCCUCCAUAACAACUGGAUACCCACACACUGUUACACGUGUUGGCGACGAUGUUAACAUAACCAUGAACCCAGCGAAUGUCACAUUUCCAUACUACCUAUGGAUGAAUGGUUCGGUAGCUGAGAGACUGUUACUGGUCAUGCCUAAGUCACACCGUGUAUGGGUACUCAACACCAGUCACACCGGCUACAGGACCAGGAUCAGAUACACCAGUGAGGACUCGCCAUCACAGACAGGACAGCUGAGGUUUACCAUCUACAAUGUUUCUGUACAGGACGCUGGUACUUACUACUGUCAAGGAGCCAUUAGACAGACAGUUACUGGAUGUAGACAGGUCCUCGUUGUAACACAGAAGCCAACCAGACCUAACAUCACCGGACCUGCCUCACCUGUAUCAGGUGAGAAUGUCACCCUGACAUGCUCCUCCUCCUCCCGGAGUCUACCCCCGGACCAUCCCCCACUGACCUUGACCUACAUUUGGAGGAGGGACAGGACCCGGGUAGAAUCUGGUGAUGAGUCUCCUACAGGUGGAGAUGACCUGACAAUAACCCACAUCAGCAGAGAGAACCAUGGAGACAUCUACAGCUGCCAGGCCGUGGAGGAGGGGCUGGAGUCUGACUGGAGUCACGGACAUGUCCUGGAUGUUCUCUAUGGACCUGACAAGAUACAGUUUGACGACACAAGUGACAAGCUGGAGGUAGAAGAAGGGAAACCUGCAGCUGUGAGAUGUUCUGCUGACUGUAACCCUGCCUGUACUGUAACCUGGUGGAACGUCUCCAGACAGACGGUGAUUACAGGACAGGGGGAGGCUGUGUUGUCUUUACCAGCUGUAGAUGUAUCUGUGUCUGGACUGUACACGUGUCACGUCAACAACACACAUGGGAGUGCAUCACGGAACCUGACGCUGAAGAUCUCCUCACGUGUAGUUACUGAAUCUAGUGUCGUUACCAUCGUCCCCGUGGCUGCUGUCUGUUCCGUCCUGAUCGUGGUCAUCGCCGUUGUCGUCAUCGUUGUUGUUUGUAGAAAACAGAGGCGUGGAGGUGAUGACAACGUCGACGACAUCGUCCCCAUCGUAGCUGUCUACUCCAUUAUGCUCACUGCUGUUGCAGUUGUGGUGGCAGCAGUUACUAUUCUUGUCUGCAAGGACGUAAAAGAAAACCAGGACAGAAGAUGUGGUGAAUAUCUUACUGUGAUGGCAGAGAGAUUGUCCCGUGACUUCAGUGAUGUACCUUGUGCUUCCAACAAUGACGGGGAUGUCUUACCCCUGCAUGAUUACGAGCGACUCCUGAGGGAACAGUUUCACAUCUACACGUCUCUUCACCCUUCAUCUUCCUAACUGAGGACCACAGUUCCAGGUGAAGCAGAAACUGAGGCAACAGUUCCACAUCUACACGUCUCUCCACUCUUCAUCGUCCUCCAUCGAGGACCACAGUACCAGGUGAGGCAGAAACUGAGGCAACAGCUCCACAGCUAUACGGCUUUGUUCCUGUCAGGUCUUUUGCAACGAACCAGAGUACCAGGUGAACCCUAACGUACAGUUCCACAUCUACCCGUCUCUCCACCAUUUGUCUGUCUGUACCGA